AUGACAGCUGUAAAUUGUAGAAUAGGAUGUGAGUCAGACAACUUAGGUAGUACAGAUUCGGAGGUGAAGAAGAUCCUGUCGCUGCACAUGCCCAUCAGCGAGUACGAUACCCAGGGCAGCGACUCGGAGGGCCCUGGACCCAGGGACUCCCCCCCGACCUUCGCGGAGUCGGCCGGUCUCGCCCACGCCCACAUCCACGCCCAUCCUGCCCAUAGUAGCAGAUCACGUCCCGAGUCUGCCAUAAGUCAGAUCCGAAGUAGUACAGAUAUUUUCAAGCACCGCGUCAGGAGCAGACAGCAAGAACCCGUCAAGUCGCAGGAGAACAGCAGCUCCUCGACCGACACCUCGAGCUCGGGGCGGCGGGCGCAUCCGCGGCGGGGAAAGAAGUCCACCAAGCGGCAGAGUCGCUCGACCUCGAGGACAGGCUUCGAGGAAACGUCCUUCAGGCCUAUCAAGUGAGCAGGUCGCACCGAGUUUUGGAGGAGGUCGACCCCGUGGGCAUGCGGGCGGGCAGAGCGGGCGAGGUCAGUGACCCCAAGCCUCUUGACUCAACCACAUACCCACUUAUGGUUGUUAUCCACACAAACACACACACUCAAAGACCUCCUCACUGCCCCCUUCCCGUUCUUGGAUCUCGCCUCCUCGUUUUUUUUUCUUAUCUCGUUCUCGCUAGCAUCCUGCGUCUGUCUGUCUCUUUCUCUGCCUGUUUGUCUUUUUGUCUGUCCGCCUUUCUCUCUGUCUGCCUAUCUG
This is a messenger RNA of Penaeus monodon (black tiger shrimp), 750 nucleotides long. RefSeq lists its product as uncharacterized. The transcript has 4 exons. Lineage: Eukaryota; Metazoa; Arthropoda; Malacostraca; Decapoda; Penaeidae. The record is from RefSeq and is a predicted model, not a curated record. Bases 1 to 459 code for a protein of 152 amino acids.